AUGAAACCUCACCUCCUCGCCCAUGAAGCUCCUAACCUUUUCCCUGUGCAGGUCUCUUGCAACCCUCCAUGUGACCAACCACUCACCAGUAACCAUCGUGUCAAUCAAAAGAACCAAGACAAGAAGAUGGCGACAUCUCUAGUAGCAGCGCUAAGGGACAUCACAGUAGAACCCGUCAUGCUCAUAGAUGGAGCAUGCAAAGAGGCUAUGCUCCUCUUUGGUGAAAACGUCCAAAUGAACAAAAUAUGUUCCGUCAACUUGGGUUUCUCACCCGAGGUGUGUGCUAACCUGUCAGCUCAUCCAGAGGAGAGUGUGAGAGUCCAGAGAGAGUUCUCUAUCUUCACCUUCUACAACAGUAUCAUCUUAUCAGUGUUGCCUCUCAUCUUCGUGCUCUUCAUGGGCGCCUGGAGCGAUAAAUACGGACGUAAGAUUCCUUUACUGAUGACUCUGGUGGGUCACGUGGUUUAUGCCGGAGGUUACCUGCUGUCUAACUGGCAGACUAGCUGGCCCGUGGAAGUGAUUUAUCUAGUGACACUGCUGGAGUCCCUGGGAGGUGCAAACGCCGGUCUUCUCACAUCUACAGUCAGUUACAUCAGCGACAUCAGCAAGGAAGCUCAGCGAACAUCUCGCAUCAGCACAGCCAACUCCAUGUGGUACUUGGGGGGUCCCCUGGGUACGCUAGUUGGUGCCCUCAUCAUUAAGUACAGUGAUUAUAACAUGGCUUUAGGCUUGGUGUUGCUUGCUUAUUUCCUCACAGCUAUUUAUGUGGUCAUCUUUAUCGAGGAGAGUCACGGACCCUUCGUCAAGAGUAAGCUGGAAGCUCAAGGCUCCGGUAAAGAAGAUCCCAGUUCGAUGAAGAAGAUCUCUGUUGUUACCAUGGUGGUGGAUUUCUUCAACUGGAGGCGCGUUGUGGAAUCCUUCAAGACAGCGUUCAGGAGACGCGAGGGCAACGCCAGGGCCGUCUUAAUGGCCGUAAUGGCUGGUAACAUGAUACGACGCGUAGCUAGAGGGUUCUUCAUGUACAUGUUCGUGCGUCGUGCCCUACACUGGGAUGCUACUGACUACGGUUACUGGAUUACCUAUCGUAACCUACUGGCUGCCCUUGGUUCUCUCUUCCUGGUGCCGUUCCUGACGCGGCUGUUAUCGUUCACGGACGCCUCACUGAUAGUGGUUGGGACCGUCUCAAUGAUCGGGGAGUACGUGUGUUAUGGUCUGGUUAGUGGACCAGCACAAGCAUUCCUCAUGUGGCUGGGACCUCUCGUAAGCCUCAUCUCCAACGCUAUGGUCAUCUCCUUCAAGUCUAUGUCCACCAAACUCGUCACUAGUAAGGAGAAAGGUCGCAUCAAUGCAGUGAUGUCGGCACUUAACGGGUUGAUGCCCAUGGUUGGCUACGCAGCUUACUCUCCUCUCUACUACAACACUGUUGACACCUUCCCAGCUGCCCAGUUCUUCUUCGGCGCCUGUCUCAACGUCAUUAUUAUGAUCACCUUCAUUGUGGUGGAAGUGAUGCGUCAUUCGUCGUCCUACAGCGCUGAGGACCUGGAGGUAGCGAGUCCGGAAAAUGUCAAAGGUAUUAGUAGAUUCCUCAAAACAAGUUCACCCGUCACCUUGAAGUCCAUCGCCCAAACCAUCACUGGUCCAGGAGGAGUGAGCGUCACCCAGAUGUGUCAGGAUCCGGGUACAAUUCCUCAGGAAAAAUCGGGUGAAUCUCCAAAGGUCUCCAAUGGUUCAGUUGGAAAAUAUCCAACGGCUCCGAAAAGUAUUAAUGAUACACAGAACAUUGGUUCGAAUGAGGCUUCGAGCGACAGCAGACUGCCACCAAUAAUAACUUAUGUAUUAGGAUCUCCCAAGUACCAGGCGCAAGAGAAAGAGGAAGCCGGAUGCUACGCCAGUGGACUGAGUGACACUGAGAUCACUGCCUCGGAGAGAACACUACAAGACCUUUCAUUGAAGAACGAAGACGUGAAAGACCUUAACAACAAACAUCACAGCAGAACCUAA
This is a messenger RNA of Cherax quadricarinatus, 2001 nucleotides long. Lineage: Eukaryota; Metazoa; Arthropoda; Malacostraca; Decapoda; Parastacidae. The record is from RefSeq and is a predicted model, not a curated record.